[Torrubiella] hemipterigena is the source of this 2443-nucleotide messenger RNA. The record is from the annotation of a GenBank genome assembly. NCBI's taxonomy places the organism in Eukaryota, Fungi, Ascomycota, Sordariomycetes, Hypocreales, Clavicipitaceae.
CGCCACCAAAAACAAAAAAAUAAAUAAAUAGAAAAACGACAUGCUACACUAAAAGAUAAAGCAUCACCAACUUCAUCCAUUGCUUUCACCCGUCUUUCGUAUGCAAGGCGCCAUUAGUGGGGACCAUGCUCCGCUAUACUUCGCAGUUGGCAGCGCUAUCUGGCCACUAAGACUUCGCCGUUAGCGUGCUGGCCGUUUUCCUUUUUGUCUGGCCGCGCAGCCUUUCUUUUGCGGCGUUUCAACCUCCUCCUCCUUUUUUUCACACACGUACAUUCACUCACUCUGUAUUUUUAUUACACAAGUAUAUACGGCUGUAAUGAAGUCGACUUGAAAAAGACAGCACGGGAAUGCUCGACGAUGACGAAAGCCAGCCGCUCAUGACUGACUCCCAUAACACACCAGGCCCGUCGGCCUCCGACGCGGCAAAUAAGAACGACAUGACUUCCUCAUCCUCCGAGACGGGACGCGCAGACGGCACAGAGUCGCCGCUGCGAGAGCCAAUCGACACUUCGCUACCAACACCUCGAUUUAUCCGCGAUCAGGACGGCCAAAACCCGCGCUGGAACUGGGUUCCGUAUCCCAUCCGCCGCACCGGAACCGCCAUUGCAACAUGGGCUCGCGGACCACAGCCCCCGCGACGAUAUCGAAUUAAGCCGCUGUUCCCAAAGGUCCAGGAAUUCCCAUUACAACUGGUAGACCGCUUCCUCUCCAACACAAAGCACCGCUGGCUGCUCGUCUUUUUCUACCUGGCCCUCUGGGCCGUCACAUUUGCCCUGGUGAAGCGACAGGGAACCAUUGCCACGGAUAUUGCUGGAUUCGGACAGCCUAAAGUAAUUGGCUGCGGCAGCACAUACUGGGCAUCAGGAAAUAGCUGUGGUCUGGACGGCACCGACUGCCGCCCGUUUGAAAGUGAAGGGUUUGCGUUCCGAUGCCCAGCCAACUGCGCGAGCUACAAGGCGCUCAACCCGCGCGCCGUGGGCGACCAGGAAGUCGUCUAUGCCCCCUUUAUUAUUGGCGGCCCAGCCAACGACUCGGCGCUCGAUAGGCCCAUCUACCGCGGCGACUCGUAUCUCUGCGGCGCAGCCAUCCACGCAGGCGUCGUGUCUAACCAAGACGGCGGGUGCGGUGUCGUGGGCCUCAUUGGCUCCUACAAGGGCUUUGUAGCGUCGAAACGACACGGUAUCUCGAGCUUUGGCUUCGACUCGUACUUCCCGCUCGCCUUUGAGUUCAACACAACAGUCAACUGCGACGCCCAGGACACACGGUGGUCGCUACUGGCCGUGUCUACAGUCUGGACCGGCAUUCUCGCGCUCUUCACCUCAUCUCCUGCGCUCUUCUUCUUCCCGACCUUUAUCGGCAUCUUUGUCACUACCGGCCUCGCUAUGGACCCGCCGCCAUUCAGCACGCUCGCCGCUCUCAUUUCCGACCAAGUCGGCAAGAUCCUCCCCGCGCUCUUCUGCGCAUGGGUUAUAUACGAUAAGAUGGGCGUCCGGCGCACACUCAAGGGCCUCCGCGCACAAAUAGAAAAGACGAUCCUUUGGCUCGGCGCAUGCUGGGUCGGCGCACUCACGAAUUACACACUAGACUUUAUCCCUAUCCAGCGGCUUAACGGACACGACCUAGACCAGCAACCAGGCGCCAAGGCAGCACUGGCCGUCAUUGUUAUUAUACUAUUUGUCAUUAUCGUUUUCCAAGUCCAUUAUUUCCAGCGCGAAGGCCGCUUUUUGAAAUACAUUAAGCUCUACGCCCUUCUUCUGUUUGGCAUCAUCAUCUGUCUCACGCUGCCGAGCCUCAACCUCCGCAUCCACCACUACAUCCUCGCACUGCUGCUGCUCCCCGGCACCAGUUUACAGACACGCCCGUCGCUGCUCUACCAGGGUCUUCUGGUCGGUCUCUUUAUUAACGGCAUCUCACGCUGGGGCUUCGACUCCAUUCUGCAGACAUCCGCAGAGCUCCAGGGCGACGCGCAAAAGGGCAGUCUGCUACCGCUUGUGCAUCCGCCGCUCAUCAACUGGAACAAUGCAACGGUAAACGCAAUGUCGAAUAUUACACUAGAAUGGGAUCUACCUCCCGCUGAUGAAGACUAUGACGGCGUGAGUGUAUUGAUCAACGAUGUCGAGCGCUUCCGCGGCUACUUUAACGAUGGCAAGGACGCCGCGCAGUCGUUUACAUGGGUGCGCAACAGCACACUCAAUCUUCCAGAGUACUUUCGUUUCGCCUACAUGAUGGGCGCAUAUGCUGGCGAUUAUACAAAAGCAGCGACGUGGACUGCCGACGGCGCAUGGAAGGAAAUGCAACCAGGACCAUCUAAAUAGACGCAUCUACAUGACUUUUUAUUCUUUGUUGCCAUUUAUUUACGAGCUACAAGACGCAUUAUUUCAUUGUUAUUUAUUACUAGAUAAUACAACCUACGUAUGUUUCUUCUUUCUCCGAUAUAAAAAAU